This is a messenger RNA of Strongylocentrotus purpuratus (purple sea urchin), 671 nucleotides long. RefSeq names its product prefoldin subunit 1. The transcript has 4 exons. The record is from RefSeq and is a predicted model, not a curated record. The coding region runs from base 80 to 448 and encodes 122 amino acids. NCBI's taxonomy places the organism in Eukaryota, Metazoa, Echinodermata, Echinoidea, Camarodonta, Strongylocentrotidae. Gene Ontology annotation, molecular function: protein folding chaperone. Gene Ontology annotation, cellular component: prefoldin complex; cytoplasm. Gene Ontology annotation, biological process: protein folding.
ACAGAUAUGCAGGCCCUCUGUUGAUCAUUUCAUGCCACUCAUUAUUGGACGGAAAUCUGCAGUUGAAAAAUAAGUAGCCAUGGCUGUCGAUCUUGAACUGAAAAAGGCUUUCCAGGAGCAGCAGAUCCGUAUGAUUGAGACGACGCAGCAGCUCAAGAUAGCUGACAUGCAGGUGGAGCAGCUGAAGAGAAAGCAGCAGCAUUGCCGACUGACGGCCGCAGAGCUGGGCGCCCUUCCCGGAGAAACCAGGGUCUUCGAAGGAGUAGGAAGAAUGUUCUUAUUGCAAGACAUGGAAGGAAUUCAAUCGGUACUUGCAAGCAGAGUCAAUGAGGCAGAGAAACAAGUACAGAAAGUGCAGAGUAACAAGACCUACCUUGAGCGAACCUUGAAGGACAGCGAAAGCAAUCUCAGGGAACUGGUCGCGUCAAAAAGAGCAGCGAAACCCUAGCGUCACGUCCAGCAGUAGAUCCAGUUAGCUUGUACGAUAGUAGUCAUCUGUUUAUACACAUGUAGUACUGAACAGGAAAGAGUGAUGCUGUGUUUUCUGUAAUGUUAUCUUGAGAAACAGAAGGGCGAUAUGGACUUUGUAGGCAUCAAGAGACCUUCUGUUUCUGAUCUCGUGAUAUUAUUUAUGCUUUUUUAAGCCCACCAUGCACUUUGUUAUUGCAUUU